UGUUGAAAAUGAGAAAAACGCAGCCUCUCUAGUCUCUCAGCGCAAACACACAGAGAGACACACAGAGAACGUUACUAGCUACUACUGCCACUCCAUUCAUUGCAUCUCUCUGAUCCAAAAAAGAAAACCCUAUUCACAUUAAAUUCUUCCUCUCAGCCCUCGCCUCGGUUUCUCAGAAGGAUUCAGUUAAACGACGUUGUCGUCUCCGAAUACCAAAGCGGCGGAGGAACAUUUUCGGUGGCUUUUCAGAGGUUAGCUUUGCCAUGGAGAGCUCUGAUGAUGAAAAGGAUGGAGUCCUCGCUAAUUACAUCCCAAAAGAACUGACCCAUGGUUUGGCAUCUAAUGAUGCAAAAUUUGUAGAUGAAGUACUUAAUGGUCAAAAUGAACGAUGUUGUGAAAAUUUUCGCAUGGAUAAGCAUGUAUUUUACAAGUUAUGUGAUAUUUUGCAAGCCAAAGGCUUGCUACGGCACACAAAUCGAAUCAAGAUUGAGGAGCAAUUAGCCAUUUUCAUGUUCAUAAUUGGUCAUAAUCUACGUACUCGAGCUGUCCAAGAGUUAUUCCGAUAUUCAGGAGAAACCAUCAGUCGCCAUUUCAAUAAUGUCUUAAAUGCAAUUAUGGCCAUUUCAUUAGAUUUCUUUCAGCCUCCAGGGUCCAAUGUUCCACCUGAGAUCCUGGAAGAUCCAAGAUUCUAUCCAUACUUCCAGGAUUGUGUGGGAGCAGUUGAUGGCAUCCAUAUUCCGGUGAUGGUAGGUGUAGAUGAGCAAGGACCUUUCCGCAAUAAGAAUGGCAUGCUUUCACAAAAUGUUGUGGCAGCUUGCUCAUUUGAUCUCAGGUUCCAUUAUGUUCUAGCCGGCUGGGAAGGCUCAGCAUCAGAUUUGCAAGUCCUAAAUUCUGCACUCACCAGGCGAAACAAACUUCAGGUCCCUGAAGGUAAAUACUACCUUGUAGACAACAAGUAUGCAAAUAUGCCAGGUUUCAUUGCCCCGUAUAAUGGUGUUCCCUAUUACUUGAAGGAGUUUCCUUGCGGCUAUCACCCCCAAGAUGCCAGAGAGCUAUUUAAUCAACGGCACUCAUUGUUACGAAAUGCCACCGAUCGUAUAUUUGGCGCUUUGAAGCUCCGAUUUCCUAUAUUGAUGUCUGCUCCUCCAUACCCGUUACAAACACAGGUGAAGUUGGUCGUGGCAGCGUGUGCGAUACACAAUUACAUCCGUAGGGAGAAACCAGAUGAUUGGAUUUUUAGAAUGUAUGAGCAAGAUAGAACUGAACUACAAAUCGAGGAGUCUUUGCCAACUUCAGAGGUGGAGCAGCCCAUGAUGCAUAUUGACACCCAAGCGCUGGACAUUGGUUUGGAAACAGAAGAAGUAGAAAUCUCUUCGCGACUGCGGGACUCUAUUGCAACUGAGAUGUGGAAUGACUAUAUCCGUGAUUUCUCAGCCAUGUAAAUUGACUGAUCUUAAUUAGAGUUUCCAGGCUAGGACUGAAAUUUUUUCGACAUCAAAAACCAGAAGAAAGAUUUUGCAUUGUGAUUUGAUGCUGUACAUUGGCCCUUCUGUUCAUACAAAAAGGAAAUAUAUUGCUAGUUCAUACUUUUCAAACAUUGCAGUUUGGUAAAAUGAGAGGGUCACUUUGAGAAGGAUUGAAGAUGGGGCUUUGACAAAUUACUGUUUUCUGAGACACUAAAUUUUAGGUGUUCCAGGCCCAGGGGCCCUCGACGACUUCCAAGUCUUUACCUAAUUCAAUGCGCUAACAGGUUACAGGCGGCUACUGAAGGGGGAGUGGAUCAAGACAAUUGUGCACUAUUUCCGAGGGACCAACCAUUGACCCAAAAAAUGUUAUCUUAUAGGAUUUGCUCAGUGCAGAUUCUUUUCCCCCACUCUAUAUAUAUUUUGAGUCUUAAUUUUUCAUGAUUCUAAAUCUUGAAUCAGAUUGAAGUCGACUCUA
Messenger RNA from Alnus glutinosa, 1941 nucleotides. RefSeq lists its product as uncharacterized. The transcript has 4 exons. The record is from RefSeq and is a predicted model, not a curated record. Lineage: Eukaryota; Viridiplantae; Streptophyta; Magnoliopsida; Fagales; Betulaceae. The coding region runs from base 264 to 1442 and encodes 392 amino acids.